AUGUCAACAAGCUUAUUAGGAUAUAAUAUGCCAUCACCAAUAAUUGUCGCUCCUACAGGGUCACACAAAUUAGCAAAUCCAGAAGGGGAGGUGGCCACAGCAAGAGCUGCCGCAGCAUGUAACACCAUAAUGGUGUACAAGAGAAGGGAUGUUUCGGCAACAUUGGUACACCGGGCUGAGAGUUUAGGAUUCAGGGCAAUUGUUUUGACAGUUGACACGCCUGUGCUUGGCAGGCGUGAAGCUGAUAUCAGAAACAAGAUGAUUGCUCCACAGUUGUCAAACCUGGAAGGUUUAAUGUCAUUAGACGACUUUGAUGGUGGUGAAGGCGGCUCCAAGCUGGAACGAUUCGCACGGGAAACGCUGGAUCCAUCAUUGUCAUGGAAGGACGUGGAGUGGCUCAAGUCCAUCACCAGCCUGCCGAUCCUGCUCAAGGGCAUCGUCACCGCCGAAGACGCGAGGAAGGCCGUAGAGGCAGGGGCGGCCGGCGUGAUCGUGUCCAACCACGGCGCCCGGCAGCUGGACUAUGCGCCGGCCACCAUCUCGGCGCUCGAAGAGGUGGUUAAGGCGGUGGCGGGGGCCGUGCCGGUGCUGGUGGACGGUGGCGUCCGGCGGGGCACCGACGUGUUGAAGGCGCUGGCGCUGGGCGCCAAGGCAGUCAUGGUGGGGAGGCCGGUGUUGUACGGGCUGGCGGCGCGCGGGGAAGCCGGCGCGAGGCACGUGAUCGAGAUGCUGAACAAAGAGCUGGAGCUGGCCAUGGCGCUCUGCGGCUGCCGGAGCGUCGCGGAGGUCACCAGGGCGCACGUCCAGACCGAGGGCGACCGGAUCAGGGCCCUGCUGUGA
Messenger RNA from Miscanthus lutarioriparius, 840 nucleotides. Lineage: Eukaryota; Viridiplantae; Streptophyta; Magnoliopsida; Poales; Poaceae. The record is from the annotation of a GenBank genome assembly.